Messenger RNA from Aspergillus homomorphus CBS 101889, 2826 nucleotides. RefSeq lists its product as uncharacterized. The record is from RefSeq and is a predicted model, not a curated record. Bases 167 to 2767 code for a protein of 866 amino acids. The transcript is spliced from 5 exons. Lineage: Eukaryota; Fungi; Ascomycota; Eurotiomycetes; Eurotiales; Aspergillaceae.
GGUGGAGCAAUUGGGAGUUCGCACUCAUGGCUUUUAGCUCCUGAGAUUGCCGCGCGGGGUAGCAGUGGGUUUGCUGGAGCGCUCAGCAAGGAUCCUUCACUCCUCAAGGGCAACUCUCUUGUGCAAGAAGUCAGUUGAACUGACACGCGCUGCGACAAAAUUCGAGAUGUCAGCGAGAGAAGGUAAUCAGGACCCCGGGUUACGGGCGUAUCUCGCGACUCUCGAGGCGAGUUCCAGGACACAUCCUCGUUACAACUGGCUAAAAGGCUACUUCCAACAAGACCCCGAGUUCGAAAAGGAAAGAUUGUAUCCGUUUGUGCCUGGACGAACGCGUACGAUUGUGGCGAACUUCUUUGAACCACCUAUACCACCCACUAUUUCGUGUCCCGCAACUCUGGAGGAGCUCGACCAGACUCUUUCUACCAGAUCGUCAGAAGCUGCGGUGCGACUCAUCUUCGUGACUGCCAUAAGUGGCGUUGAUGAACAGGUUCGAAUUGCGCAAUUGUUGGGAACCGCUAGGGGUCGUAAUUUGCGGGAAAGACUCAGUUCAGAUGAGCUCGCACCUGUCGUGACCAGGGCGCGCACUGCCGGGGACUCAACGACUCUUCUGCAUCCGUUCCAUGGCCAUAGCUCUUAUUUACCGGAUCCCAAGGUCUUGAGCCGCAUUGCAGCAGCGACGAAGGUCGAGCCGGGGAUAUUGCUCCGGCACCUGGAUCAGCAGGAGCACUUGGUCUACAGGUCCCAUACAUGGACGAGACAUGAAACGCAAGCUGAUGAGAAUACCGGAAGGUGGCUGGAUUUCAGUCUUGGAGUGGAUCAACAAAACUUCAUCACGGCGGCAAUGCUCACCAAGACGUUAGGUCAUCUGAGAGGGACGAAUAAAUACCGGCAUACCUUACUCAUGCUAGCGACUGAGGAUAAUUGCCUUGGUAUCGACUUCAAUAAAUUCGCUUCAGCGCUUGACCAACCGGCUGUGUCCUAUGAUGGCACGCCCCACCAGGCAUUCGAAGCUAUACUUCGAUUCAUGAGUGAGGAGAAACUGAGGAGUAUUCUGGUCAAUCCCCUAGGCUUGGUCUGGGAUUAUACUGCUGGCUUGUCGAAAGCAUUUGCUUGCCAAGUAGAGCUUUACCGCCGCAAAUGGAUUUGUCUGUACGAACCAUACGCCAACACUUCGGCCGUGUACGGGGAUGCAGAGAGCCGAGACCAUGUUCGCAAAGAGGCAAAGCUAUUGUCGAGGCAUCUUCAAUACCUGCACCAGUCGUUGUCGAAUCUAAGGCAGAUCAUGGCUGGAACUCAGAGAAACUCGCGCCCAGGCAUCAAAAUUGAGACAAACGAAACCGUCCGUGCAUUUAAGGACGUAUCCAGACUGCUCGAACCUCUCAAGUCGGCGUAUGACAAUUUCAUUGAACAACAGCGUCUGUCUUAUCUUGGGUUUGUGUUCGCACCACUGAGCCUUGCAAGCUCUUUCUUUUCCAUCAAUAUCCGACCACUUGGAGGGCAGGCUUCGCUCUGGUCAUUCGUCGUCACCUCCAUGUCUACCUUGUGUCUAUCAAUUCUGGUCUUGUUGUCCUUGAACAGCCGAAUUCACCAGAAGGUGUUUCGAAGCAGUCAAAGUGGGCAGCCGAGAUUUGUAUCAGGCCAUGCACGAAGCAAGGAGCCAGGUCUCCCAGAGACCAAGACCAUGCAUCCAUCUCCAAAUCUGCAGAAACAGGACAUUGAGACUGGCCAGCCUUUGUCUGAACUUGUGAGCCAUAUGACGGGGCAGACUGCAGCCCCGUCGCAGCUUGCUGCCGGGGUAGAGCCCUCCAGUGCAUGGGCACCGGCACGAAAGCCAGCUAGAAUCCCUCCGAACGACAGUGAAAGAUCGUGGGAGUGGGAAAGGCUAUGGGGUCGGGAAAACCAAAUCACAGUUCCUCACGCACCACCUGUCCGCAUAGAAUAUGCCGAUCCCCCCUACAGAGGCACCAUAUCUAAUGUUAUCACGGCCGUCUCGGCCCAACGACCUUCAAGCCAGCUGGAACGAUUGGUGUACACAAUGCCGCCGCCGCCAAACAUCUCGCUAUCUGUGUCAUCCAACGCAUCAAAAUCAAGUUGUACCUCUAAACGGACUGAAAAAUCUCUGCAGCCGGUGAACAGUAAUGAAUAUAUCCCUAAGGCUAAGCGUGCUCUCUCUAGUGAAGGGGGAAGCAUUACAAAUGAUCGAGUCUUGGAUAUGACUCCUUGUACUGUCGUCAAAUCAACUCCGCAGGUUAUAUCUUUGGCCUCGAAAAGCUCAACGAGCAACCGGAGUAAUGACAACGCGGUACUCCGGAAGAUGGAGGAUGGGCCAGUGGAAAUUGGUGAUACCGAGCAGAAUCAAGAGAAUCCCGAUACUAGCACUUUUGCUUUCGGUAUGGCUCAGAUGUGGAAAUCCUCCCACCCCGAUGACGGAAGAAAAUGGUGGCCAGGCGAUGAGGAAGUCUCCAUGUUUAUCAUGCUGAAGAGACUGUGUGAGGAGAGAGAUGCAGCCGAGAUCAAGCGAACUGUAUCUCUUAGGCCAUGGUGGAGGUCUAACUUGAAAUUCGACAUCAUUUACGGCCUGGCUCUUGUGGAAGCAGCAUGCCACUUGUUAAUAGAUGCCUUGCCGGUUUUUUACAGCGCCAUUAAAAACCGAAAGAUUCGCAUCGAAUGCCUGGCCACCGCGCUAGGCAUGACUAUUGGCGACAGUGAAGGUCAUCUCGCAACAUUGCAGUGGUUGGGAAUCAGAGGCGUCCGACUAAAUAUUUGAGGCCGCACGACUUCUUCUCGACUUGGAUGCAAAUCCGAACAGUACAACAGCGGAAGAUG